Molecule: messenger RNA, 4072 nt
Organism: Tetranychus urticae (two-spotted spider mite)
Lineage: Eukaryota; Metazoa; Arthropoda; Arachnida; Trombidiformes; Tetranychidae
Product: potassium voltage-gated channel protein Shaw
Biological process (GO): potassium ion transmembrane transport; action potential; protein homooligomerization
Cellular component (GO): neuronal cell body membrane; presynaptic membrane; postsynaptic membrane
Molecular function (GO): delayed rectifier potassium channel activity; protein binding
Source: RefSeq, a predicted model, not a curated record
AACAUGGAAUCUAUUCAGUCUGAAUUUUACCUCUCCAACUCUUCUAUUCGCAUGCACUUGUCUAUUAGCCUUAACUCCCUUCAACUCCCAGUAAUAUCAUCAUUCUCGCUCCCAGAGACUGUUGGGAGAGUGAGAAAAAGUGAGAAAGUCUAUAACCAACUUUUACCAACAAAGAUUGUCAAGGUUGCUGUUCCAUCAUUUCCCUGGUUUCAUUUCAACCAGGCCGGGUUGAGAAUCAAGAGAGAGAUCGAGAGUGAGAGAAAGAGAGGAAAAGAGUGAAUGAAAGAGCAAGAGAAGACGAAAUUAAGAAAAAAUUUAAUCGAAAAAGUAUUAUAUAAUAAUUACGUUAAGAAACAAGGUUUAAAACUAGGAGUAAAAGUUGAAACUAUGAUUCACAGUUAUUCCAUUUCAAUUGAAUCUUGUGUCAGUUCAACUCAUCUCUUCACCAGUCGAUUGGUUUUCAAAUGAAUCAACAAUAGUGUUUCAUCUUGUUUCAUCAACCAACUACAGUUUUAAUGUGUCCAAGUGUUGAAUAAUUUUAAAUAACAACUGGAUUACCCGAGAGAAUCAGGUUCAAACCAAGAAAAAAAACAACUCCAAAUGAAACAAACAACAAUUUGGAUUUGAGUUUCUCCCAUUGAUAUUGUUUUCCCUUUUGCUAGUGAAAGUGUUACCAUCAAUUGAUGCACUCGUCUACAUAAUUAAUUCAAUGGAUUUAAUAAAAGUAAAGAUUUAAAUCAUUAAACUCUUUGGAUUACAAUGGAUGACAUUGACUGAAUGUUUACAGUUGAACAAUGAUCAUGAAAUGAUCAACGAAUGAAGUAAAUGUAAAUUAUAAACAAUUUACAUGAAUGGGGAUCGGGGUUUAGUUAACAAUUAGUUAAUAAUUAUUACUUGUUGAUUUGUUGACUUUUUAGACUUUUUCUGUUGAGUAAAUGAUUGGACAAUUUUAAUAGAUUUUAUGUUUUAAAUAAUUUAUAAUCAAGUUAAUUGUCAGUUAACUUUGAAAGCUCAAAAUGUUGUUGUUAUGAUUAGGUUAAUGUUUCAAGUUUCAGGUUAGUUUCAACCAAAAGAAGCAUUUAUUUGUUAUUGGAUUAUUUUGUUUCUAAGUCAUGUUCAACCUAAUCGGAUUGGAAUCAUCAUCAUCUUCACCAGUCUCAUCAUCUUGUUCAUCGUCACCAGCAUCACUUUACCAUUGAAAUUACAAUUAAUUGGAUAAUUUUGUUGUCGCCCUUUUAAAAUUUAAUUUGUUCAUCUUUACCACAAGUUCAUUAAUUCAUUCAUUAGCAUCUCUCUUUUUUUUGCUGCUGCAUAUUCAUUGUCUUCAUUACUGUUGUCACCAAUGAGGCUGCCAUCGGAAUAACUCAGUCAAGUGAACAAUUUUGUUUGUUUGUUUGUCAAUUGAAGUGUAAAUAGUCAAUUGGUGAAUCAAUUGAAAUUUUGAAUCUUCACACAAUUUUGCUUCACAUUGUAUUAUAUUGAACAACGGAGCCGGGAAAAGUGUUUAUCCCGAGCUCAUAUUAAAUAAUCCAGAUGAAAUAUGAACUUGGAUGCAGAGAACCGGGUCGUGCUCAAUGUUGGAGGCAUUCGCCAUGAAACUUAUAAGGCAACCUUAAAGAAAAUUCCUGCAACCCGGUUAUCCAGAUUAACGGAUGCCUUAGCGAACUAUGACCCAGUUCUAAAUGAAUACUUUUUUGAUCGCCAUCCAGGAGUUUUUGGUCAAAUACUUAAUUAUUAUCGAACAGGUAAACUACAUUAUCCAACGGACGUGUGUGGACCAUUGUUUGAAGAGGAGCUUGAAUUUUGGGGACUCGAUUCUAAUCAAGUUGAACCAUGUUGCUGGAUGACUUAUACACAGCAUAGAGAUACGCAAGAUACUCUGGCGGUCCUUGACCGUUUAGAUUUAGAUACUGACAAACCAACUGACGAGGAAAUUGCUGUUAAAUUUGGCUUUGAAGACGAUUAUCUUAAUGGUACCAUGAAUUGGUGGCAAAGAGUUAAACCCAAAAUCUGGUCACUUUUUGAUGAACCAUAUUCUUCUUUUCCAGCUAAAGUCAUUGGUAUUGCCUCAGUCUUGUUCAUUUGUGUAUCCAUUUUAUCCUUUUGCCUGAAAACACAUCCAAACAUGAGAGUACCCGUUUUCAACAAUAUAACCGUUAGAACCUCAAUGAACACGGAAGCAUGGGUACUCGAUAAACACCAUACAAACCCACAUGAGGCCUUCUUCUACAUUGAAUGUGUUUGCAAUGCAUGGUUUACCAUAGAGAUUAUUGUACGAUUUUUCUCGGCUCCCUCCAAAUUAGACUUUGUCCGUGGAGCAGUCAAUAUAAUUGACUUUACGGCCACCAUAUCCUUUUAUUUGGAUCUGGCGCUUCAAAAUUUUGCCUUCCACAUGGAUAAUGCUGAUGUUUUAGAGUUUUUCUCAAUCAUCCGUAUAAUGAGAUUAUUUAAGUUAACCCGUCACUCGGCGGGACUCAAAAUUCUUGUACAAACAUUUAAAGCUUCAGUGGGUGAACUGCUUCUCCUUGUGUUCUUCCUGGUUCUGGUGAUUGUCAUCUUUGCCUCUCUCGUUUAUUACGCGGAAAGAACCCAAGAUAAUCCAGACAAUGAUUUCAACUCUAUCCCAUUGGGACUGUGGUGGGCGCUGGUCACCAUGACCACUGUGGGUUACGGUGAUAUGGCACCAAAAACGUAUGCUGGCAUGUUUGUUGGUGCUCUUUGUGCCAUUGCUGGUGUACUUACCAUUGCGCUUCCAGUUCCCGUUAUUGUCUCCAAUUUUUCAAUGUUUUACUCACACACUCAGGCUCGUGCCAAGUUACCCAAGAAACGUCGUCGCAUCUUACCAGUUGUACAACCCCGUGCAGCCAGGUUUCCCGAGAGACGUCCAGGAACCGGUGGACCUGGAUCCGGACCAGGAGGGGGAAGUGGUAGUGGACCAAUCGGUGGCGUUAGUAGAUCGGGAACGACCAGUGAACAUACCAAAAGUGCCAGUAGAGAAGAUCACAGUAGUAGACUUGGGAUGAGAGGAGCUUCAAGUGAUCCUCGAGAUCGUUCCAAUACAGGAAAGGUUGAUUCAACGCGAGAUCCAGCGACAAGGUUAGCUCAUAAUCGAUUUAGCUUUGAUCCAGCUCCAAUAACUCGUCGUCCUGACCAACAAUCACAGCAAAACAGUGAAUCAACAUCUCAAGAUAACAUUAGUUUAUUAAGCCAUUCAAGUAAAAAUCGUCGUCCAAGUGGCAUCUCAUCUCACGGCGAUUCAAGCAAGGUUGAACAUUCGUCAGGACAACGUCUAGAUCAUCGUCACUCUCAUCCACCACCUCAACAUCCUUCACAUCAUCAUCAGCGAUCGUCCAUUGCAGGUGAAUUGAGCAGCACAAGGCAAGAAAGUGGAUCAAUUAGAGCAACCAAUGGUAUUAUAAUGAGUGGUCGAUCCAAUUCAACUUCAAGUUACCAGCAAAUACCAACGAUUACUGGUAAUUUGAUUCAAUUAUCUGAUUCAAUGACAACCGGAUCUAAUCUUACUUUGCCAUCACCUAAAUCAAUCUCUUCAUCAGUAUCAUCUCCAAGCUCAUCUUCAGCCAACACAGUUAUAUUAACUGCUCGGUUAGAAGUAUAAUAAUAAUUCAAUGUAAUAAAGUGAAGGCAACAUGAGCAGUUGGAUCAACAAAUUCAACAAUAACAAAUUCACUGAUGUAUGGAAGCAGCAGCAGAAGCAGCAAAAAACGAGAAAUGAGAAGAAAAAAUUAUGAAAAAAAGGACGAAAAAGGUCAGAGAACCUGGUCAAGAGCAGGUAUUGACCGAUCCAUGCAUCAAUACUCAGGUUUCCAGUUGAAAAAAAAUGAAAGCCAAUUCAAUUUGGGUUGACUAACUCUGAAUAUAAAUUUUCAUGUAAAAAUAAAACCCUUGAUUGAACCAAGAAAACAUGCAACUUGGGUCAACAUUGAUUGAAGUGAAAUUCAUGAUGAAAUUAACCUUUACAAGCAUUUGUAUCAGUAAACAAAUUGCAAGCUUGAACAUGUUUAAAUAUGGGACAAAAAAAGUAAACAAUAAAGCGAAAAAAAUUGAAAUCAAA